This is a messenger RNA of Diaporthe citri, 1248 nucleotides long. RefSeq lists its product as uncharacterized. The record is from RefSeq and is a predicted model, not a curated record. Bases 1 to 1248 code for a protein of 415 amino acids. Lineage: Eukaryota; Fungi; Ascomycota; Sordariomycetes; Diaporthales; Diaporthaceae. The transcript is spliced from 3 exons.
AUGGACCGCAGCCUCAGUUUCGAGGAGUUGGACGGCUACUCGGGCGACAAGGUGCUGGCGAUAUCGAUACCCUUCACAGUUCUGACGACGAUCUCCCUGGGGCUCCGAUUUUGUUCCAAGAGGCUUAUGCGAUCACGUUCUGGCUUGGAUGAUCUUUUGCUUGUGGUUGCUUACUUGGUCAACGUGGGUCUUUGUGCUGUUGCGAUCGUAAUGACCAAAAUUGCCGGCGUAGGACAUCACGAAGAAUGGGUCACAAACACGAACCCCUCGCAGAUCGUUCGCUGGGCGCAGCUCGUCCUGAUCUUCGAGUUCCUCCAUUUCGCGGGCGUCACAUUGCCGAAGCUGGCGAUCAUAUUCUUCUAUAUCCGAGUGUUCAACUGGAAGAGCAGGAUGCUGACAAUCUGCUACACGGCGAUGGGCCUCCUCGUUGCAACCUGGCUAGCAAGUUCCCUCGCCGCCUGUCUCCAAUGCAGGCCGUUGGCGUUCUGGUGGGACAAGACAAUCCAGGGAGGAAAAUGUUUCGACGCACAGCUUUUCUUCCGGGCACAAGCUAUCACGAGUCCCAUCAUGGACGUGGUGGUUCUUGCAUUACCAGUGAGGUCAAUUUGGGGCCUGAAGUUGCCAGAGAGUAAGAGAAUCGAGCUGUUGCUCGUGUUUGGUGUCGCAGGCUUGGGAAUUAUAUCAUCUAUUGUGCGCGUUCAAAUCUUCUUCACUACCGCUGCAUUUGCAGACCGAACUUGGGCGACAGUUGACCUAUGUGGAUGGUCCGUUGUUGAGGUUGGAACGUAUAUUAUCACAGCAUGUCUUCCGGGAAUGAGACCAUUGGCGCCUUUCCUUGUCCCGACACGACUGCUGGCAAAAGCACGGAAACUCACGACAAUCCCGAGCGCGGCCGGUUCCGGUCCAACCAGGAAGGAUCGCCAAAAUGACAACCAUAUCGGGCUUCCUUCGGUUGUUACGCACAACAGUAACAUACAAGGACAAUUCAAGGAAUGUGGGGCCUGGGAUGGGACUCCCCAGGACCAGAGGAUGGAAGAGCCUCGCAGUGAGCGAGCCGAGAUACAGGGGUCGCAUAAAGAGUCGUAUAAAGAGGAAGUAACAGAGAGGAUCGAUUGGGAAAGCGAGGGCGGUUUGACGAUCCUUGUCACUCGAACAACGUCAGUGAACAUCGACACGCUCGGGUCGUUCGACAGACCGUGGGAAUACCUGGGCCCGUCCCGCGGAGGUCUCACAAUUGGAAGCGGGUAA